ACUGCGGCCGCAGACUGCAGAGGAGCGGACUGAUCUGGGUAGUUUGCAGCGCGGCGGCAGAAGAAAAAAAAAUUGCACUGGAUCCCACUUCUCUCCCUCCCUGCUUGUAAAAUAAACUUUGCACAAGGAGCACCUGUAACUUAAUUCAGCAAAAGCCGAGUGGCUCGUAUUAAACAGUAAUGUCCGGCAGCACUAUAGCCAGAGUGCUGGUUGCACUCUGCAUCGGGAGCGCGGUGAACUGUAUGCCCAAAGAGGCGCACAGGAGUCGGCGACAGGGGCAGCAGCAUCAGGUCUCCUCAGCCUCUCAGGAUGGUUGUCGAGAGAAUGGUCAGAUCUAUGCUAUCAAUGACCAGUGGGAACGGCCAUAUUUGGGCAGCACUCUGAUCUGUACAUGCCUUGGAGUUGCUGGCAUCAAGUGUAAAAGCAAACCAGAAGCAGAGGAAAAGUGCUUUGAUAAAAUCAAUCAGCUGUCCUACACUGUGGGAGAAACCUAUGAAAGACCAAAGGACGGCAUGAUCUGGGACUGUACCUGUAUCGGAUCAGGGAGAGGCAAGAUCAGCUGCACCAUCGCCAACCGCUGUCAUGAGGGUGGGGCUUCCUACAAGAUCGGAGACACCUGGAAGAGACCCCACGAAACAGGAGGCUACAUGUUGGAGUGUGUGUGUCUGGGUAACGGGAAGGGAGAGUGGACCUGCAAACCUGUGGCGGAGCGUUGUUAUGACAACUCAGCGGGAACUUCCUAUGUUGUCGGGGAGACAUGGGAGAAGCCCUACCAGGGAUGGAUGGUAGUGGACUGCACCUGUAUGGUAGAAGGAAGUGGACGCAUCACAUGCACCUCCAGAAAUCGCUGUAACGACCAGGAAACUCUGACAUCUUACCGUAUUGGAGAUACCUGGACCAAGACUGAUGCUCGAGGCCACUUGCUCCAGUGUCUGUGCACAGGGAACGGCCGAGGGGAGUGGAAGUGUGAGCGACAUGCUUCACUUCACACCACUGGCCUGGGCACUGGCUCUCGUGUGAUCACCAACAUCCAGCCUGUGGUUUACCAGCCUGCCACUGUGUCUGAGCUUCCCCAGGAAGGACCCUGUCGAACAGAUGCAGGACUGUCUUACUUCAAUGGCCAGCGCUGGAUGAAGAACCAGGGGUCAAAGCAAUUGAUCUGUAACUGUCUUAGCAAUGGAAUCAGCUGUGCACAGUGGGAUGGACCUGCUCCAGUCUAUGGUGGCAACUCCGGAGGUCAGCCCUGCGUGUUUCCCUUUGUCUACAAGGGCAAGACCUACCACUCCUGUAUCUCUGAUGGACACAGUGAUGGACAGCUCUGGUGCUCCACCUCCUCCGACUAUGAGACAGACCAGAAGUAUUCUUUCUGUACAGAGAAAAAUGUAAUGGUGGUGACACGAGGCGGUAAUUCAAACGGUGCUCUGUGCCAGUUCCCCUACCUCUAUAAUGGAAGAAAUUACACUGACUGUACUGCCGAUGGACGUAGGGAUGGCAUGAAGUGGUGUGGCACAACGACAGACUAUGAUGCAGAACAUCGCUUUGGCUUCUGUCCUAUGGCUGCCCAUGAAGAAGUGUGUACGACCAAUGAAGGUGUGAUGUACCACAUUGGAGACCAGUGGGACAAACGGCACGAAGUUCUGAGUCACAUGAUGCGUUGUACCUGCGUCGGCAAUGGCAGAGGAGAAUGGAGUUGUGUUGCUUACUCCCAGCUUAAAGACCAGUGUAUUGUUGAUGGUCUGACCUUUGAGGUGAACCAAACCUUCACCAAACAACACGAGGAGGGCUACACCAUGAACUGCACCUGCUUUGGACAGGGACGUGGGCGCUGGAAGUGUGAUGCCAUCGAUCAGUGCCAGGAGCCAGAGACGAAAGCUUUCUAUAAGAUCGGAGAUUCUUGGGAUAAAGUCAUCCAAGGAAUCCUGUACAAGUGCUUCUGCUAUGGCAAUGGCAUCGGAGAGCUCAGCUGCGAACCCCAGCAGUCCUUCCCCAGUGGUACUCGUCCUGUCCAGGUGAUCAUUACUGAGUCUGGCAACCAACCCAACUCCCACCCUAUUCAAUGGAACGCCCCACAGUCUGCUCACAUCACCCAGUACAUCCUCAAGUGGAAAGUGAAAAGCACUCAUAACCCAUGGAGGGAGGUGCUGAUCCCUGGCCACCUGAACUCCUACACCAUCUCCGGGCUGAAGCCGGGCAUCACCUACGAGGGUCAGCUGAUCAGUGUGCUGCGGUUUGGACACCGAGAAAUCACCCGCUUUGACUUCACCACCAAUUACGGAUCAUUGGCGACAUCAGAAGGCGAGACCACCUCGCAUCCGGCUGAGGUUGACACCUCAGAGUCGGUGACUGAAAUUACCUCCAACAGCUUUGUUGUCUCCUGGGUUUCCGCCUCGGACACGGUGUCUGGUUUUAGAGUGGAGUAUGAGCUCAGUGAGGAGGGACAGGCGACUGGGGAACCCCUGGUGCUAGACCUGCCCCACACAGCUACCUCAGUGAACAUUAAUGAGCUUCUGCCUGGGAGGAAGUACACUGUUAACGUCUAUGAGGUUACGGGAACCGGAGAGGACAACCUCAUUCUCACUACUACACAAACCACAGCACCUGAUGCUCCUGUGGAUCAUGAAGUGGAUGAGGUGGGAGAGACUUCAAUCGUGAUCAGCUGGGAAAAACCAGUGGCUCCCAUCACUGGCUAUCGUGUGGUCUACACACCUUCACUAGAAGGUGAAAGCACGGAGCUGACUCUUCCUGACACGGCAACAUCUGUGACGCUGAGUGACCUCCGACCUGGGAAGCUGUACAACAUCAGUAUCUACUCUGUGGAGGACAGCCUGGAGAGCGAGCCUAUCUUUGUACAGGUCAACACCGCUGGAGAUCCACUGCCUGAGGUUCCUUCUCCAACAGACCUGCAGUUCUUUGAGGUGGCGGACAACAAAAUAGUUCUGACCUGGACUGGCCCAGCCAGCGCCAUCUCUGGUUACCGGGUUACUGCUUUACCUGUGGAGGAGGGGCAUGAUUCGAUUUCGAUGCUGAUAUCUCUUCCUGUCACACAAAACACCUACAUGGAAGUUACUAACCUAGUUCCAGGAACACUGCACCGCUUCAGUGUCUACACCAUUCACGACGGACAGGAGAGUCUACCACUUAUUGGGGAGCAAACCACUAAGCCUGACGCUCCGAACGGUAUCCGUUUCAUUAACGUGACUGAGGAAAGUGCUGUGAUGAUGUGGUCUGUCCCUGGAGCCAGAAUCACUGGCUACCGUCUCUUCCUCACUGUCGAGGGGUCCAACCCCAAGCAGCUGCGCUUGCCCGCCCGCCUCUCUCAGUACACUCUCCUGAACCUGAAGCCUGAUACCCAGUACACUGCUACACUACAUUCAGAGCAGGAGAACACACUGAGUAAAGGAGAGAGCGCUGUGUUUACCACAAAUUCUGCAAUGGACAACGCUCCUGAUUUCAGCACUGAUGUUACUGACACCUCCAUUGUAAUCUCCUGGACUCCAGUUCCCCGCAUUGAAUACAAGCUGACAGUACGUCCCAGUCAGGGUGGAGAAGCCCCCAGAGAUGUGACCUCUGACUCUGGAAGUAUUUAUGUUUCGGGUCUGACUCCAGGGGUGGAGUACACCUACAGCGUCCAGCCAGUUAUUAACGGUCAUGAGCAGGGAACCCCGAUCACCCGCCGCGUUGUAACGCCUCUGUCUCCUCCUACUGACCUGAACCUGGAGUCUAACCCAGGCACCGGAGAGCUCACAGUCCAAUGGAACGGGGCCAGUACCCCAGGUACACAUACCCCUACAUACCAAGACAUCACCGGCUACAGAGUGAUGUGCACUCCCACCAAUGGGCAGCAGGGAAACAGCUUGGAGGAGUUUGUGGAGGCAGGUCAGAACUCCUGCACCCUGGAGAAUCUCAGUCCAGGUGUGGAAUACAACAUCAGUGUGGUCACUGUUAAGGACGAUAUGGAGAGUGUUCCAAUUUCCACUACCAUUACACCAGAAGUCCCACAGCUGACAGACCUCACGUUUAAGGACGUGAGCGACACCACCAUUAGCCUCCUCUGGUCGCCGCUCAACACCACAGCCAUCACCGGUUACAAGAUCGUGGUGGUGGCAGCCGGCGAGAGCGUGCCCAUCUUCGAAGACUUCGUUCUGCCGACAAGUGGUCAAUAUACUGUCUACGGACUGGAGCCUGGCAUCGACUACGACAUCAGUGUGAUAACUGUGACGGAGAAUGGCGAAAGUGAACCCAUCGUGAUCACUCAGCACACCGCUGUACCAGCACCCACUAACUUGGGCUUUGGCCAGGUUGGGCCUGACAGCAUCGAAGUCAACUGGGUUGCUCCCUAUUUUCCCAACUCCGCUCAAAUCAACAACUUCCUCAUCAGGUAUCAUCCCAUUGACGAUGAAGAUGACAUCACAGAGACCAGCGCAGAAGGCAAAAGUAACAGUGUGGUGCUAAGGAACUUGCUGCCAAACACAGAGUAUCUGGUGAGCGUGGUGUACGUGUAUGAGGAGAGAGAGAGCUCGCCCCUCGUCGGAACAAAGAAAACAGUUCUGGAUUCACCGGUCGGCCUGCGUUUCACUGAGGUCUUCACCAACUCCUUCACCAUCAACUGGCUCGCUCCCCAGAGCAAAAUCACCGGGUACCGUAUCCGUCACCAGAUGGUCAGCGGAGGGAGGUUCAAGGACGAGAGGCUGCCCCCAUCCAGGAACCACUUCACCCUGACGGGACUCACCCCUGACACAGAGUACUUGGUUGACAUCUACGCUGUGAGCGGGUCCCAAGAGAGCCUGCCACUCCAUGGGACACAGAAGACAAUCUCUGAUGCUCCCACAGACCUGGAAGUGCUCGACUCCUCCCCCACCAGCAUCACUGUCCGCUGGGACGCCCCCCCUGUCACUGUGCGCUAUUACAGGAUCACUCAUGGAGAGUCUGGAGGUCACAGUAAUCCUAAGGAAUUCACCGUCCCCGGCUCCCAGUCCACUGCCACCAUCAGCAACCUGAAGCCCGGUACUGACUACACCGUCACCGUCUACGCAGUGACUGGGAGAGGAGACAGUCCCGCAUCCAGCACUCCAAUCUACGUCAUGCACAAGACAGGUGUCGACUCUCCCUCUGAAAUGGAGGUGAUGGAUGUGAAGGACAACAGUGUCACAGUGAGGUGGAGCCCUGCUCAGGGCCCCAUCAAGGGAUACAGGGUGACUGGGGUCCCCAGUAAUGGACAGGGACCAUCUUUCACUGAGGUGGUGGCUCCAGACCAGACAGAGAUUACUUUCUCAGGACUGAUGCCCACCGUAAAGUACGUUUUGAGUGUGUAUGCUCUUGGACAAGAUGGAGAGAGCUCUCCAGUGGUGGUGAAUGCUUUAACAAAUGUAGACCACCCUAAGGACCUCACCUUCUCCGACAUCGACUCCACCUCACUGCGGAUCACCUGGGACAGCCCAGAGGGAAUCGUCACAUCAUACCGGGUCUUCUAUUCCAGUGCAGAGGAGGGUGAGAGAGAGCUGCGCCCUGCUCCCCAUGAAGAUGCCGAGUCUGCUAUCAUCUACGGUCUGUCCCCUGGCACUGAAUACACUGUGAAGGUCGUCGCUGUGCAUGAUGACACAAACAGCACACCACUGGUCGGCACACAAGCUACAGCCAUCUCACCCCCCACCAACCUCCAGUUCUCUUCCAUUAGCCCCACCUCUUUCACUAUGACCUGGUCUCAGCCUAGUCAGGAAAACAGACUCACUGGCCUGACAGGCCUCACAGGCUACCGGGUUGUGGUGAACCCCAAAAACAAGAGCGGCCCCACCAAGGAGCUGAACUUGGCCCCGGAUGCCACACAGGCACACAUCUCUGGACUUAUGGUUGGAACUACCUAUGAAAUCAAUGUUUAUGCCUUGAAAAACUCUCUGACCAGCAGACCAGUCCAGGGAGAGGUCACUACCCUAGAGAAUAUCAGCCCCCCUCGUCGUGUGCGUAUCUCCGACGUCAACGACUCUUCCAUCACGCUGACCUGGCGCGCCAAGACAGAACCCAUCUCUGGUUUCCUGGUUGAGACCACUCCUACUUCCUCUUCAGGCUACACACCCAUUACAAGGACCAUUGGCCCUGAGUCACGCUCAUUUGUUAUCACAGGUCUGGAGCCAGGCACCAAUUACAAGAUUAACAUCUAUACACUGAAAGGGAAUGGACGCAGCACUCCUCUCACCCUCACUGCCACUACAGCCAAACCAGUGGUCAUCCCGCCCACCAGCAUCCGCUUCACCUCCCUGAACCCCGACAGCAUCUCCUUCAGCUGGGAGCCAUCACGCAGCCCAGGGGUCACCGGAUAUUACGUCACCUAUGAAGAGGCCGGGGGUCUGCCUCGAGAGGUUACCCCCAGACCGCACGCAGGCCAGAGCUACGCCAUCAUCAAUGAUCUGAAACCAGGAACAGAGUAUGUCAUUAAGAUUGUGGCUCUGCAGAAUGCUCUGAGAAGCACAUCUCUCGUGGGAAAAGCCCGAACACAGCCAGCUCCAGAUCACCAUCUACUGGUCCCUGAGCUGCCACUGCUGCCUGUUCCUCACAGACCCACUGCUGAUAUCCUGGAUGUUCCAGAAUCCUUCAACGACAAGAUAUUUGACACCAACCAGGUUCACUUGUCCGGUACUGGUGGACAGAACCAACCAGGCCAGCAGGGCCAGCACGUCUACACCGAGUACCAGAACCUGGGCCCUAACAACGGACUCCAUGGCCCCUUCAGUGGUCCCAGAGAAGGCCAGAGACCAACUCUCAGAGAGCCUCUUAUCUAUAUUCCUGUAGCAGGCCCCGAUGGAAACAGAGUUCCCUUGGUCAAGGUGAGUGAUGGUCCCCUGCGAGGUCUUGCGUUCGGUUUCCCUGACAAUGAAACAGAGAUACCCCAAGAAGCACAGACCAUCACAACUAUCUCCUGGUCUGGCAUUCCUCACACUUCAGAGUACGAGGUGUCUUGUAAUCCUAUCACACACACGGAGGAAGGAGGCUUCCAGAUGCGUCUUCCUGGCACCUCCAACAGCGCCACCCUGAUCGGAUUGACAUCUGGAGCAUCCUAUAAUGUUGUAGUAGAUGCCAUGAGGGGCGGGGCUAAGGAGAAGGUUUUGGAGGAAGUCAUUACUGUUGGCAAUGCUGUUCCAGGGGACAUCCCCAUCACCACCAACCAGGACGCGUGUUACGACACGUUCACACAGACCUACCACAAGUUGGACUCAGAGUGGGAGCGCAUGUCUGAGACGGGCUUCAAGCUGUGGUGCCGCUGCAUUGGGCUGGGCAGCGGCCACUUUAGGUGUGAUUCAUCCAAGUGGUGUCACGACAACAAUAACAACUACCGCAUCGGCGAAAAGUGGGACCGCCAGGCUGAGAACGGUCACAUGAUGAGCUGCACCUGUCUGGGCAAUGGCAAGGGAGAAUUCAAAUGUGAACCCCAUGAGUCGACAUGUUAUGACGAUGGGAAAAUGUACCAGGUUGGAAACCAGUGGCAGAAGGAAUACCAGGACGCCAUCUGUACCUGCACCUGCUACGGAGGACAACAGGGCUGGCGCUGUGAGAAUUGCAGAAGGCCGGGAACACACACUGAUGUGGACGCUGGCCUCCUUCAACCUAUUCAUACUGAUGUUUUCGACCGGUACAGAGAAAACGCUCUACGCAAACUGAACAUCCAUUGCCCGAUUGAAUGUUUGAGGCCAGAGCUGUACGCGGACGCUAACUCCCCCUCAGAUUAGAGAAGAAGGGAGCAUGAAUAAAGGAGGAUGAGGAAGUGAGACUCCCUUACAUCGUCACUACCACUUCAAGAAGGAGGCCUCCACCUGCUUUCAUCAGAAGAAGACAUUUCCAUCUGAUCUGUGCCUUAAAGGUUUCCCCCUUACCAAAUUUAAGGGCCUUUUUUAAAAGACUUCCCUACACCACCCUCUGUGCCUUUUCAAAGAUCUGUCCAACUUUUCAUGUUGGUUUUUAACUUCUUCAGCAGAAUCAAGAAUUUCUCUAUCUAAAUUGUUUUUUCCCUCACUUUGCUAGAGCACAAAACCUGCUUUAUAACCCCAAACCUACCUACCCUAUCCCCAUUAGCUAUUGAGACACUCCAUAUAUCAGAUGCAGUAUUGUUGUGUAUUUUUAUUGUUGCCUCUGGACAUUCUUUUAUUAUUUCCAAACAUUCCGUGAUAUUAAUUUCCCUUUUAUUAAGCGAAAACACACCACAUACAAUGUGCCUGGUUUUAUGGAAUUAUUAUCUCCGGUAAUAACUGAAGCAACACUUGUUGCAUUACCCAUGCAUGUGAGUCUCACUAUGACUAAUGUAUGUUCAGGAAAUGUUAAGGUAUUUGUUAAAAUGCAUUUCCAAAUCAGCCAUGUGGAUUUAUUGCAAAGGACUGCCAAAGCCAUACAUUGAUUCCCAUUCAGUUCUUCUUAUAAAACAAAAAAUUCAAAACAACAAACCUUAGAUAAGCACUGUUACUUUUGAGUGAGUCUUAGAAAAAAAAUGUUUGCCUUGCCAUUAUUACACCACAGGGAGGUCACACCAUGUAUAUGUGAUUAUGUGAUUCAUAAUGUGGGUAUUUUGAUAGUACAUAAGGUGUAGCACCCAUAAAAUCAAUUAAGCAAAAGCUGACUGACCAAAAGUGAAACUCUAAUUUCAAAAACAAUAUUGUAAAAUUCAGCAUUAUUUCCUUGUGAAAUGGAUUUUAGUUGGAUACAUGUUUGUAUUUCUUGUUUAUUUUUAAUUCAUUCUUUUAUUUAUCCCUUUUAUUCAGGCAUUUUGUUCGAUGCUUUUUUAGGGUGUACACUUUAUUUUUGUUUAACUUGUUUUUAUAUUGUUGGUGCCAAAAUCUGAACUACUGUGGACUGAAUCUUUUUAAUAAACUGAAAAAACCCAAA
This is a messenger RNA of Eleginops maclovinus (Patagonian blennie), 8865 nucleotides long. RefSeq names its product fibronectin 1a (gene fn1a). Gene Ontology annotation, cellular component: extracellular region. The coding region runs from base 180 to 7718 and encodes 2512 amino acids. The record is from RefSeq and is a predicted model, not a curated record. The transcript is spliced from 49 exons. Gene Ontology annotation, molecular function: protein binding. NCBI's taxonomy places the organism in Eukaryota, Metazoa, Chordata, Actinopteri, Perciformes, Eleginopidae.